AUGUCGGGUCUUUCCUCGGUCCUGACGCAGAACGUCAACAUGCCACCGCACAGUAAGAAGUUCGCCAUUGUUCCGCUCUGCACAAUGUUUGCCAUGCGGUGUAUGAAUGGCUCUUCCUCAGCGCCCCUGGUAUAUCGACUGUCUGCUGGAGUCUCCUUCAAAAGUUCCUGCCCUGUUCAGAUCAGUUAUCUGGACCACCUAGUUCUGACUGUACGCAGUGUGCCCAACACUAUUGAUUUUUACUCUUCAAUCUUGGGUAUGGAGGUUGUGACUUUCAAGGGAGACAGGAAGGCCUUGGGCUUUGGCCAGCAGAAGAUCAAUCUGCACCAGUCUGGGAAAGAGUUUGAACCCAAAGCCAAGAUUCCCACACCAGGCUCCGUAGACCUCUGUCUUAUCACAGAGACUCCUCUUACCACAGUAGCUGCCCAUCUCCAGGCUGCACAGUCCUUCAGAGUGAGUGUGAUGCACCAAGCAUCGCCUCAGCUGCCUGGUGGCUGCAUGAAAGCCCAAGUGUGAACAGGAAGUUUGCAUGGACCCACUGAGGUAGUUGAGACACCCUUCCUGUCAGAGCUCACAUGUUUCCAGAGGCCAGAGAGUACACAGGCUGCCAGGACUGUGCUAUGCUAAGAAUGCCAUUUUAGCCCGAAGACAGACGGACACCUAACAAAUCUGCACUAAACCCUGUUUGCGUUUCACUUACAAUAACAAUAGCCUAGCUCAGGGCUUGAAGUUAAAAUAUAUUUCAAAACCUGUCUGUAUAGGAGU
Messenger RNA from Clupea harengus (Atlantic herring), 765 nucleotides. Its product is annotated as glyoxalase domain-containing protein 5-like. Lineage: Eukaryota; Metazoa; Chordata; Actinopteri; Clupeiformes; Clupeidae. The transcript has 4 exons. Bases 1 to 516 code for a protein of 171 amino acids. The record is from RefSeq and is a predicted model, not a curated record.